AUGCCCAAGAGCGCAAUGAAAAAAAAAAAACCAGAAGCCGGUCAGACUUCCAUCAAACACCCAGCCCAUCCAAGCGCCCAAAGGCAAGUCCUCGAGAGACGGCGUAUAGAUCGAUCAUCGCCACUUUCUGUUCCAAAUCCCAGCACGAGUGCCAGGCAGAAAAAUAGCGAAAGUAAAAGGGCCUCAUUGUGUAGGUGUCGAGGAUAUCGUUCAUCAACCCGGGUGGGAUCUGUGGCUCCUUUGGGGAAUACAAAAGAGGACGACUACUAUAGAAAUGAUUCUCUGAAGUAUUGUCGACAUGAGCAAAAAAAAAACCAAAAGAAAAAAAAGAUUGGAAUUCUGGCAGAGAAGUCGCGAAUAUAUACUGGGCAGUGGUGGCCAGUGCGCCGCUGCAUUCACUCGCACGGGUCAGGUGAAGUUUUGGGGGGCAAUCAACCGGGAGAGCAACCAGCAGAGCAACGAAGCAGGCCGGUCCUGGUGAUGAUGGGAGCUCCAAGUGGGCCAAGAUGUUAG
Molecule: messenger RNA, 513 nt
Organism: Podospora anserina S mat+
Lineage: Eukaryota; Fungi; Ascomycota; Sordariomycetes; Sordariales; Podosporaceae
Exons: 1
Coding region: 1-513 (170 amino acids)
Source: RefSeq, a predicted model, not a curated record